AUGCGUGUCCUUAUUACCCUUUGUCUUCUGGCCGUAGCUAACGCUGAGCGGUCUGGAUACAACUACCAGCCCGCUGAACCAGCCAUCUCCGGUUUGCCUUACACGUCCAGCAAUAUUGGCCAAAACCAAGCAAACUAUAUACCACCUGCGGAAACAGGACCAAUCAACCGAGAACCGCUAAUCUCUGGUGGACCGACUCCUGCCGAGCAGUCAUACCAAUCGCCGCCCGAGCUGCUAAAGGAGUUUUUCACGUAUGCCGCAGACGAGCGUGAUUUCCAGGAACCGAUCAACCACGAUCAGCUUUCGAGAAGUCUUCGCAGGAAUCUGCGCGUCUUGUUCAUCAAGGGACCGGAAUACAAUGGAAUCGAGGAUGCUGCCCUAUCCCUGUCCAGACAGGCUGCUGAGCAGCAAACGGCCAUCUACGUUCUGAGCAAGCAGGCCGACAUAAACGAUCUCGGCAACAAGUUGAACAACCUUCGCACCAACAACUACCAGAGGCCGCAGGUGCACUUCGUCAAGUACCGCACUCCCGAAGAUGCUAUCAAUGCCCAGCGCGCUAUUCAGGGCCAAUACGACCAGCUGGGCGGUGUUUCCACUCACCAGAAUGGAGGCGUCGCACCUGUCCUAAACUUUGCCUCCAAGACACCCGUUCCAGACAUACCAGCUGUGCAAGAGCCCGCUAACACGUACCUCCCCGCAUCGCUGCUGCGUAGCCGGGCUUAGGAGUGGACUUGAGCAAAACCAUCCAAGCCCCCAGACUGACCAUAACUGA
This is a messenger RNA of Drosophila mojavensis, 772 nucleotides long. RefSeq lists its product as uncharacterized. The record is from RefSeq and is a predicted model, not a curated record. The transcript has 2 exons. Bases 1 to 723 code for a protein of 240 amino acids. Lineage: Eukaryota; Metazoa; Arthropoda; Insecta; Diptera; Drosophilidae.